ACGCCUGUGUUAGAGCCAGACAUGUGUCUCAACUCAAGUGGUGGUUUUAAGAAAGAAAGUUCUGGAUAAAGCAGAAGACUAUUCAGGACCUUCCUUGUGCUGUGAGCCGUUGCACGCCAUCAGAUUGUGCAACAUCCUGCUUCCUAUAGAGGCACUAUAAUAGGAACUACUCACUGCAAAUCACUAUGGCGCAAAAUCAUGUAAUGCUAAAUAGCCAAGAUUUCCCAUGUCCCAUAUGUCUGGAGCUGCUUAAAGACCCAGUAACGAUCCCUUGCGGGCACAAUUACUGUCAGGGCUGCAUUUGGGAAUGCUGGGUCAGAAAUGAUGGCUCAGAGACAGUCAGCUGUCCCACGUGUAGAGAAUCCUUCACACCCAUGCCAAUUCUACGAAAAAACAUACUACUUGCUGAGACCGUGGACAGGCUAAGAAGAACACACUGCUCUACUUCACCUGCUAUUGCUGCCUCUGUUUCCGCUGCUUCAAAUUAUCGACCACACCGUGGCUCUGCCUACACUACAAUGAAUGUUCAACAACAACCUGCCACUGCUUCCAGGGCUACAAAUGUUCGACAUCAAGGCGCAUCUGCUUCCACGGCAACAAAUGUUCAACAACAACAUGCCUCUACCUUCACUGCUACAAAUGUUCAACAACAACGUGCCUCUGUCUUCACUGCUACAAAUGUGCGACAAGAACGUGCCGUUGCUUCCACACCUACAAAUGUUCGACAACAACGCACCUCUGCUUCCAGGGCUACAAAUGUCGGACAACAACGUGCCUCUGCUUCCACUGCUACAAAUGUUCGACAACAACAUGCUGCUGCUUCCAGGACUACAAAUGUUGGACAACAACGUGCCUCUGCUUCCACUGCUACAAAUGUUCGACAACAACGUGCUGCUGCUUCCACUGCUACAAAUGUUCGACAACAACGUGCUGCUGCUUCCACUGCUACAAAUGUUGGACAACAACGUGCCUCUGCUUCCAGGGCUACAAAUGUUGGACAACAACGCACCUCUACUUCCACAGCUACAAAUGUUGGACAACAACGUGCCUCUGCUUUCACAGCUACAAAUGUUCGACAACAAGGUGCCUCUGCUUCUACGGCUACAAAUGUACAACAACAACAACGUGCUUCUGCCUUCACUGCAAUGAAUGUUCUCUGGCCACGUGUGCUGGCGAUGUUGUUGGCCUGUGUGGCCUUUAGUGUGGCACUUGAUGGUGGGAUGGUGGAGGACCAGUCAGUGGGCACGUGGUGUCUUUUCAGCUGGGAAUUUUGCUUCAUUGGCACACUGCUGGUGCUACUGAUGGAUCUAUGCAAGUUGCCAUCAUGCGUACCUGUCUUUUGGGAGAACUUCUCCAUCACCUUUGCCUGCUUUGCCUCCCUCUUCUGCCUCACCGCAUCCAUCACAUUUGCACUGCAUUUUGUAAAAGGCUUCUUCAUGCACGGUGUGUCCUACAACUACCGUGUUGUCUCACUGGUCUUCUCCUGCUUUGCCACCAUUGCCUAUCUGAUGGAGGUGAACAUCAGCAAAGCACGGUCAGACACCAACAGGGACAGGCCGACUGCUUAUAUGACCACAGAGCCUGGUCUGCUGAAGGUGUAUGAAACAUUUGUGGCUGGCAUCAUCUUUGUGUUCAUUAAUGACCCCAAUGCCUAUGAGAGUCAUGCAGCCAUCAAGUGGUGCAUGGCUGUCUAUUGCGUCUGCUUCAUCAUGUCCAGCAUGGUCAUCAUCCUGUCCGUUGGGAAUUGCUCUGACUGUUUUACCUUCCCCAUCUCAUGCUUCCCAUCCUUCAACACCUUGUUGGCCGUAAUUAUGUAUCUGACAGCCACCAUCAUCUGGCCCAUCUAUAAGUUUGACACGCUGCAUGGGGGAAGCCCCUCAAGGCCCAGUGAAUGCAGCAGCAGCAGCAACCCAGACCUUUGCCCAUUUGACAAGCUGAUCGUUGUGGCUGUGCUCACCAGUGUGAACUUCAUACUUUACCUGGCAGAUCUGAUAUACUCUGUCAUACAGUUAGAGGAGGUUGACGAAAAUCCAUAUAGCCAAUUCUGACACUUAUCAGUGUCAUUUUUCCUGAUAUUUGUUUAAAUGUACCCUCUUGUGUUGAUGGCAGUUUGAUUUCACUUAAAGGGAUAUUCUGCCAUUUUUGGAAAUAAGCUCAUUUUCCACCUCCCCAAAAAACAAAUGAUAUUUACCUUUUUUCCGUUCAUCCAGCCAUUCUGUGAGUCUGGCCAUACAACUUUUAGCUUCAGCCUAGCAUAGAUCAUUGAAACGGAUUAGACCAGUAGCAUCUCGCCUGCUAGCAUCAUGUUUAAAAGUGACUACGAUUUCCGAUAAUUUAACAGUGUGAUAUACAUUAAUUGUGUGCCCUGUGAUCAAAGCCUAAUCUCUGUACAGCAUUCUCUCCACAACCUCCAUCUUUAUCUCAAUUAAAAAAAGACCAAAGGUACACUGUUAAAUUAAUGAAGUCAUAACAUCUGGGUGGUACUGACAGUGAUAUUUGUUUUCAUCCUCAAAGCCUCAUCCAUCUAGCAACAUCAACUGACUUGAUGAAAUUUAGAUAUUGUGUCGAUAUCGUGUUGUACAAUAGUUACUGAUUUACUGUGGGUGGGGCUCUUCUUCCUUGGUGUAACCUACAUUUGUGAAAGUUUCCCCCUGCAAGCUGGAUCAAAUUAAUUGAUAACCUUUUAUAAAGAGUAGACACACAGGAAACAAGUUAAAGUCAUACAAUAGAAAUGUUGUAUUUGUUCAAAGUGUCAAGCAGUCUGGAAAAACAGUCUCU
Molecule: messenger RNA, 2778 nt
Organism: Sardina pilchardus (European sardine)
Lineage: Eukaryota; Metazoa; Chordata; Actinopteri; Clupeiformes; Clupeidae
Product: myeloid-associated differentiation marker homolog
Exons: 2
Coding region: 186-2048 (620 amino acids)
Cellular component (GO): membrane
Source: RefSeq, a predicted model, not a curated record